This is a messenger RNA of Bipolaris zeicola 26-R-13, 1614 nucleotides long. RefSeq lists its product as uncharacterized. The transcript has 3 exons. The record is from RefSeq and is a predicted model, not a curated record. The coding region runs from base 1 to 1614 and encodes 537 amino acids. Lineage: Eukaryota; Fungi; Ascomycota; Dothideomycetes; Pleosporales; Pleosporaceae.
AUGUAUAAAGAUGAGGUGUUGCACACGAGUUGGAAAUCAUCGCAUCAUCAGCAUUCGAUCCCACCAUCACUUUCAUUCCAUCGGUCUCGCAGGUUGAAGAUCAUUCAUUUCUUUCUUCAAUUCAACACUCCAAGCCGUCCUUUCCUCAAACCAUUCAACAUGCAUCCUUCUACCAUUGCAGCCAUUCUGGCAUUCACUGCUGGCAUGACUGUGAAUGCCGUGCCUGUUGUUCGCCCGGAAGGCACUCCUGAGCCUCCAGCUGAUAGGCUCCGAACAACCGUUGGGCAUACUCAAGCUCGGCCUCAGCUGAGCGAACUUGCCGAAGACGAAUUUACUAUCCCUUCAAUUGGGAAGAGAGACCAUCCGAUCAGGCCUUUGCCUGCCUGUAAUGAUAGUUCCGAACCAUCCAUUGGAAUACUCUGCAUGAGCUCAGACCUUGAGGAACUGAUCAAUCGCCCCUCCAACGGCAUUGGCCGUCCCAGUGUUCUCGGCCCACAAGUUACCAAAAGAGACCCUCAGCGUUUUGCUGAUGUGGAUGAUGGCCGCGUCGAUCUCGGCAUCCUGGUCCCUCCAACUCUCGAAGAAUUGCUAGAGAGGAAGAAACAAGCCGGUUUUAGUAAGGAGAAGAGGCAAUCAGGACGUCCAAUCCGCCUUGUUGAGCCUUCAGGCGAAAGUACAGUGACCCCCGAGGAGCUCGAACAAAUAGUGAACAAUUACAAACAAUUCCGCAAAGAAUUCGGCGGCGUUGGCGCAAAGGAAAAGCGCAAAGCUCAGGUCAUCGAUGCCGGCUUUGGAUUCGAUGCCGGAGUCACUAUUGAUCCUUCUGCGCUUACUGGUAGACUCAAGCAGUUGAUUCCUGGUCAGAAGGAGAAGAGAGACAAUGGAAGAUUCAUAAAUAAGGAGCCUGGCCGCCUUGGGUGGGAUCCCAUUCCCACCAUUGGUGACGAGGUCCUUCGGGGGGCCCAGAAUCAGAAGAGAGACCUUUCACGAGUCGUCGACAAUGUAGUCGGCCGCAUUGCGCCUGUCGUUCCUGGCGGCGUCAAGCAAUUCAUCCCUGGUCACAAGGAGAAGCGUGAUCCUCAGGUUAUCGACGCUGGGUUUGGUUUUGACGCUGGAGUUACCAUCGACCCUUCUACUAUCGCCGAUAAAGUCAAGCAGUUCAUCCCCGGCCAGAAGGAGAGGCGCGAUCCUCAAGUCAUCGACGCUGGCUUCGGAUUCGACGCCGGUAUCACCAUCGAUCCCUCCACCAUCACCGAUAAACUCACGCAAUUCAUCCCCGGCCAAAAGGAAAAGCGCGACGACAUGGGCGCUGACUUUGGCUUCGGCGCCACCCCCGAUUCCCUUGUUCUACCCGUGCGGAGGCCAAGUCAGAAAGUCACGCGCGACGCCCAGAUCGACGCUGGCGUUGGCUUCAACGCUGGUAUCACUAUCGAUCCUAUUGCGCUGCCUGGUCACAUCAAGAAACUCCUUCCGAUCCAGAGGACUAAGCGCGAUCCUCAGGGCCGCGGAAAGGGACAUGUUUUUGGUAAAAUCGCAGAGGGAGUCGCGGGGGGUAUUGGCGCUAUUGCUGAUGGGCUUACUAUUCACCAGGCGCUUCAGGGCAAGCCGGCUUAG